Argiope bruennichi is the source of this 1230-nucleotide messenger RNA. RefSeq lists its product as uncharacterized. The record is from RefSeq and is a predicted model, not a curated record. Bases 1 to 1230 code for a protein of 409 amino acids. NCBI's taxonomy places the organism in Eukaryota, Metazoa, Arthropoda, Arachnida, Araneae, Araneidae. The transcript has 2 exons.
AUGCAUUUUCUAAAUACAGUUCAUUUGGUAGAUGAUCGUUUUGAAGUAGAUUUGCCUUGGUUGGAAGAUCAUCCACCACUCCCAGAUUAUUUUGAUUUAGCAAAGGGAAGACUGAACAAGACUGUUAAAUGUCUUAAAACCGAGUCUAAUUAUGAAGCUUAUGAGAAUGUUUUUAGGGAAUGGCUUGAGGAGGGAGUAAUUGAGGAAGUUGCCAAAAAUGAUCAGGCUUCAGUACAUUAUCUGCCUCAUCGAGCAGUUAUCAAGGAGAAUAGCACUACAAAAAUCCGGCCUGUCUUUGACGCUUCGGCCAAGGUAAAGGGAUUUCCUAGUCUUAAUGAUUGUCUUGAGAAGGGGUCGAAUCUAAUAGAGCAGAUUCCGAGUAUUUUAACCCGAUUUCGAAAAGAGAAGAUCGGUGUUAUUGCUGACAUCCGAAAAGCCUUUCUACAAAUAGGUGUUUCACCCACGGAUAGAGAUUACUUGAGGUUUUUGUGGAUUGGUAAUGAUGGUCAGCUGAAAGAGUACAGACAUUGCCGUGUAGUUUUUGGUGUAUCGAGUAGCCCUUUUCUUCUAAAUUCUACUAUUCAGCUUCAUCUACAAACUGUUUUGGAAAAAAUAGGAACUGGAGAAUCUUCGUAUCCAAAAGAUGUCAUUCAAAAACUUGCGCAUAGUUUUUAUGUCGACAGUUGUGUUAGUUGCGUUAAAAAUGAAAAAGAACUACAUCGUUUUAUUAACGUUUCGACUGAGGUAAUGGCCGAUAAAAAAUUCGAGCUUAGAGGGUGGGAGUUCAGUGAUGUCAAUGCUGAUACUUCUGCCGAUACAAAUGUGCUCGGCCUGCAUGCUUAUGCUGUCGCUGCUUUCAUCCGAAUACAGACUUGGGAUUCAGUUAAAGUACAACUUAUACAAGCCAGGAGUAGAGUUUCACCAACAGGAAAGGAAGGGAUUACUAUCUAUAGACUUGAGUUACUUGCAGCCACUGUCUCAGCAAGACUUUCAACUUCUAUUUUGUCAGAGAUACAGAGUGAAGAAGUUUACUUCUGGACUUAUUCUUCGACUGUCUUGACAUGGAUUAUGAGAGAAGAAGACUGGAAUGUCUUUGUCCAGAAUAGAGUGAAGGAAAUUAGAGCGUUAACAAAUAAAAGUUCUUGGAGACAUAUCCCUGGUUCCAUAAAUCCUGCUGAUCUCCCGAGUAGAGGUUGUUCAGCUCAAACUUUAUUGAAAUCUAACUGGUAG